Molecule: messenger RNA, 2747 nt
Organism: Marchantia polymorpha subsp. ruderalis
Lineage: Eukaryota; Viridiplantae; Streptophyta; Marchantiopsida; Marchantiales; Marchantiaceae
Source: the annotation of a GenBank genome assembly
GCGACGAGCAAGGAAACGAGGAACGCAGCCACAAGAGCAGGAAGCCCAAGCCCAAGCCCCAGGCCCAAGCCGAAGAAGAAGAAGAAGAAGAAGAGCAGGAGGGCGAGAGAGGGAGGGAGAGGGAGGAGCGCGAACAAAAUCAGCGCGAGGUGCGGAUUCGGAAGAAAACGAGAAGAGAAGGAGGAGGAGGAGGUCGUCGUCGUCGUCGUCGUCGUCGUUGCUGGAGCAGGAAGAGGAGCAGAGGCUGCAGCAGCGGAAACGAGGACGAGGAGAUUGUGUGAAGCGGGAGCUGCCGCGGGAGGGUGUCGGUCGGCACGAGUGUAAAACUAAAGUACGACGUUGAUUGCGCUGUUUGGAGAGGGAUUUUAUUCGCCGACCAGCCCUGGAGAUUUUGUUGACAGUCGGGAUCGGCUUUUUUUAAUUUUUGCUUCUGCUGUCUGGAGGAAUCCCCCACCAUCUUUAUUUUUUUUGAAUCGUUUUGGGAUGCUCCGGGAAUUUCGUUCGUGUCCCGCGACGAGGAUGAUCUUGUCCGUGGCACAUUUUUUAUAGAUCGCUGCCGCCGAGACUGCUCUCGCGCCAGCCCUCGCCUGUUCGCCUUCCCGAACGAAGAGCUUCUCCCGAGUAUGAGAUCGUCUUUCUGCCGGGUGAGAGAUGAGCGAGAGCAGAAGAAUUUCAGGUCAAUUUAAAUCGUAGGGGACGAAUUGGUGCCAUCCGCUUGAGAACUUUCCUCGUGACUGACGCUCGGACGCGGCUAUCUGUGCCAUCCACGACUGAUUCGGAGCAGAUCAUUCCGAAGCAUUGUGGUAGCUGAGAGUGGAUUUCACUUCUCGGAUUGAAGGUCUAGCGCGAUGACAGCCAGGGCAGAUGGCAAGUCCUCGACGGUAUUCGUGGUUAUCGGAUAUGCGCUUUGUUCCAGUCUGCUGGCCGUGAUCAACAAAUACGCGAUCACGGAUUUUCCUUACCCCGGCUUGUUGACAGCCCUCCAGUAUGCCACGAGUGUGGCAGGAGUCGUGGUCGCCGGGAGAGCAGGUUGGGUGUACCAUGAUCCUCUGGUAUGGGACACGGUGAAGAAGUUCCUGCCCGCAGCGAUGGUAUUUUAUCUGGCCAUUUUCACCAACACCAAUCUGCUGAAACACGCCAAUGUGGACACGUUCAUCGUCUUUCGUUCGUCCACUCCGAUCAUCGUCGCUCUGGCCGACACCUUGUUCAGAAAGCAGCCGUGGCCUUCGCAGUACACCUUCGGCGCUCUUCUGGUGAUUUUGGGGGGAGCGGUGGGGUACGUGAUGACGGAUUCCACUUUCAGCGUCACGGCUUACUCUUGGGCGGCUGCGUAUCUGGUGGUCAUCACCACCGAGAUGGUGUACAUCAAGCACAUGGUGACGAAUCUUGGUCUGAACACUUGGGGCUUCGUGUACUACAACAACUUGCUGUCGUUGAUCAUCGCCCCAUUUUUCUUCAUGAUCACGGGAGAGUAUUCCGACUUCUACCAAGCUUCGUCGGAGAAGUUCCUCCAUACUUCUGCCAUAAUUUCCGUCAGUCUCUCAUGCCUGUUCGGGCUGGCCAUCAGCUUCUUCGGCUUCGCUGCCAGAAGAGCAAUCUCUGCCACAGCGUUUACGGUCACCGGAGUCGUGAACAAGCUGCUGACAGUCGUCAUCAAUGUGCUGAUCUGGGACAAGCAUGCGAGCAACAGCGGCCUCGUUUGCCUUAUGUUCACCAUCAUCGGGGGAGUCCUGUACCAGCAGUCGACCACCGUCAGCAAGCCCAACCCGCCUGCUUCAUCGCAAGAGAGCACGAAGGACGUGGAGGCAGCACGGGAGGCCGUCGAAACCGAUGAUCAAGACGAGGGCAUUCCGUUGGUGAAACCUGCACGAUUACUUGUGUGACCGGUUCACGAUCGCAAGCCAGUUCCUCACUGAGAUCUCCAGUGCUGUUCACCACCUGCCAGUACGUGCUGAGGGCCAUCCCCCCUGCUAACCUCAAGAAAGGUACUCUUGUUUUCCAUAUCCAGCAAUCAACUUCAAACGUUGCCAUUACCAUUCGACAUUUUUGAACGCAAAUAAGAUUUGGGGACGGGAAGGUCAGAGCGUCACCUUGCAGUGCAUAUUCGAGCAAAAGAGGACCCUAUUUUGUAGUAAGGACGCCAUUGCCAUCAAAUGACAACGAUGCUUUACGAGGUGAAUUUACUGCUUGUUACUGUGAACUUACAUCACCAGAUAUUUUCACAUGUCUGCAUCUUCCUCAUCCAUCGGCGUAAGCAGAGCCUCCUACGAUCCUUGCUGGUGUCGACGGGGAUAUUUGAACUGCGUUGCCCUGCAUUCGUUGGCAGAAUUCUCCUCACCUUGCGAAGAAAUUUUUACACAGUUGCUAGUCAAAGGAGUUCUCAUACUUUGCAUAUGAAAUCCUGAAUUCAGGAUUCUAUUUUGGUGUCACUUGUAGUACCGAUAUGAUCUGAGAAGAAACUCCAGUUCAAGGAAAACUCUCAGGCGGUUCACUGUAGGAUUCGCCAGAAACUGGGGAACAGGCUGCGGUCAUCGACACCAGUCGUCUAGAGUGGCCAUAUUUACAGGCAAUCAGAGAGGAUCUAUUUCUGAGAAUAUCCUCAUCAAUAUCCUCAUGUGAAGGCGGUUGUGCCCUGAUGUGAAGAAGUUGAUCCAGGCUCCCAUCUUUGUUCCUAAUGACCUGUUGCACUGGGCUGUGCGACAAGCCGGUGCUGCACACUGGUCGUAAAUGCAAGAUCGGUUGAAUCG